AUGUCCAGAAGAGUCGACUCGCCGCAGCUGAGUGCCUCUUCCAUUCUCUACAUUGGUCUGAUUCCGUUCGAGUGGUCAGAGCAAAACCUCCAGGCAGUGGUGUCGGGCACCGCCAAAGUUCUAGACGUAAGACUAGGAUUCGACCAUGUGGGCAAAAACAAGGGUUUUGCGUUUGUAGAAUUUGAAAACCCUCAAGAGGCCCAGAAAGCCGCCAACCUCAUAUCGCAGAUCCGUAUCAAUUUCCCCGACGGAAGACCCAGCAAGCGUCUUCGAAUCGAGCUGUCCAAGGAAGGCUUCCGCACUGGAAACUCGCCCAACAAGCAAGUUCUCCCGUUCAUUUCCUCCAAUUUGCCUCCGUACGUGGAACUUCCUCCAGGAGUACAAGGACGUGGAGGAGGUCCUCAGCUUCCAGCCCCGCCAAGACUACCUCCAGUGCCAGGGAUGCCCCAGCGGCCCCCAAUUCCUCAGCUGGCGUCUCAGUCGUCCACGGGGCCUCGAUUACCAUCCGUGCCAGGAUCAAACGGAGGCGAUUCAACACCAGCUCCAGCGCCUGCACCCACCAUGAACCACACCAAUGGCGGAUUUCUUCCCGAGUCGCUUCUCAGAGCGUCUUCGGUGCUCACCACGCCAAGCAAGAUCCCGUUGGAGACUCCAGAUAGCAUCAACGAGACGCUCAGUCUGAUUCCGCCUGCUCAAUUGAUCGAGCUCAUAGCCAAUUUGAAGAAUCUUCUAUCGAUGAACAACGCUGCUCGUGCUGCGGAGGUGUUCCAGCUCUCGCCUAAUUUGGCUGCGGCCGCAGCACAGGCUCUUUUGCUCAUGGGUUUUGUCGACGAAGCCGUCAUUCAAGAGUCCAUGAAGUCUGCCUCCAGCACACCGCAGCCGCAGCAGCCAGCUCCAAGCUACCAGCAGGCUCCACCUAAUUAUCAGCAACAGCAACAACAACAACCUUAUCAGCAAAACUACCAAAACAACUACAACCAGCAGCCUCAAGGGUACUCUUCAUAUAAUCAGCCACCGGGCCUGGCGCUGUUGCCACCACCGCCUCCUAGACCACAGCAGUAUCAACAGCAGCCCCCACGCCCACCACAGCAGCAGCAGCAACAACAGCCGGGUUCGGAAUGGAGCCAUCUCCCGUUGUCUACGCAAAUGAAGCUUGGGGCCUUGCCACCAGAGGAAGCUACAGUGAUUGCACGUGUCUUGUCGCUUCCGCAAGAUCAGAUCAACGCUUUAGCGCCUGAUCAACAGAGUAUGGUAGCCAGCAUAAAGCAACAAUACUUGUAG
Candidozyma auris is the source of this 1281-nucleotide messenger RNA. Its product is annotated as cleavage polyadenylation factor subunit PTI1. Gene Ontology annotation, biological process: mRNA 3'-end processing. Gene Ontology annotation, cellular component: mRNA cleavage and polyadenylation specificity factor complex. The transcript has a single exon. Gene Ontology annotation, molecular function: mRNA binding. Bases 1 to 1281 code for a protein of 426 amino acids. The record is from RefSeq and is a predicted model, not a curated record. Lineage: Eukaryota; Fungi; Ascomycota; Pichiomycetes; Serinales; Metschnikowiaceae.